Linum tenue is the source of this 903-nucleotide messenger RNA. The record is from the annotation of a GenBank genome assembly. Lineage: Eukaryota; Viridiplantae; Streptophyta; Magnoliopsida; Malpighiales; Linaceae.
CGGGAAGAACGGGAACCAAACAAGCGUGCCCCCCUUCCUAAAGAGAUUGUUCAACGACGGGGAAAAUCAUUUUGGCCAUCGGGAUCCAGUUUUCUUGUGCUAGUUCGAAGACCGUACAACGGAGCCACUUCGAGUGAGCGAAGCGAAAAUUGACUGAGUCGUUACCGGAGAUAUGGGCGGAGGAGCCGAGCACGGACACGGAGCGGAAGGUGCUCAUGGCGAUUUCAGGGGGAAGGUGUGGAGCAUGACCGGUGGCCCAUAUUGCCGCCCUAAGCACUGGCGCCGCAACACUGCCAUCGCCAUGGUCGGCGUCUUCCUCGUCUGCAUUCCCAUCGCCAUGAAAUCUGCCGAGCUCGAGCAACGGCCUCAUCUUCCUGUUCGUCCGAUCCCCUCCCAGCUUUGGUGCAAGAACUUCGGGACUAAAGAUUAUAACAAAGUUGAAUGAAAUGGGGACUCUCCCAUCAGGUCUGAUCAGCAUUGGGAAACCAAUCCAUUUCUUGUAUCUGAAGUUUGCAGCCACUACUGAGUCUUAUCUUGGUUGGUUGAUGUUGGAAUAAAUUUGAAGUUAUUAGGAAUGUGGUUGUCCAUCUUUGUAUUGACUAAUAUUGAGAACGAGUUGCUUGUUUAAUGUCAUAAAGAAAAAUUUUGUGAAAUGGACACAAGAAGUUAAAUGUUAUUGUCGUUUGGACUUUGGAGAAACCAACUGUAUAUUGGAUACAGAUGCAGUCAUGCAGAAUUUUUCUCCCUUCACUCGUUGAUAACUGAUGAGAUUCUGGAGCUUUAUUGAAGAAACUCUAGAAUUUUGAUAUAUUACGUUCUUUGGAUGAAAGAAUUGCCCCAAUAUAUUUCAUCCUCAUCGACGUCAUCGUGUUUUAGCUAAGUAGAUCGUCGUCACUAAUGGGU